This is a messenger RNA of Athalia rosae (coleseed sawfly), 618 nucleotides long. RefSeq names its product ADP-ribosylation factor-like protein 16. Bases 11 to 538 code for a protein of 175 amino acids. The record is from RefSeq and is a predicted model, not a curated record. The transcript has 2 exons. NCBI's taxonomy places the organism in Eukaryota, Metazoa, Arthropoda, Insecta, Hymenoptera, Athaliidae. Gene Ontology annotation, molecular function: GTP binding; GTPase activity.
ACAGCAGACGAUGUAUCUUUGCUUGGGUCCACAAAUGUCUGGCAAGACCCUUCUGCUGAAGUGUUUGCAGCAUAAAGAAAUCGACGAAGCUACACACACAGUUCCUACCAAUGGAACAAACAUGUUUACAAUAAGAAAUGACAAUGGUCACUUUGAGGUAGUAAUCAGGGAGCUCGGUGGUGUGGUAGCACCAAUAUGGAAACAUUAUUUCUUACGGGUGCGUAAGAUAAUCUACGUUGUUGACACCAGCAACCUUUGUCAAAUAAGUGCAGCAGGUGUGUUGCUGUAUUCAUUGCUGGUAGAACCACGACUGCAACAUGUAAAAAUUGCACUAGUUCUUGCAAAGAUGGACCUAUCCUAUCGACAGAUGAGAAACGAGGCUUUGCUUAUGCUGCAAUUGACGCGAUUGUGUAAAGAGAUAACGCAGAAAAUAACAGUCAUCCAAACAAGCGCAAUGACUGGCGAAGGUUUAGAAGAAUUAAGACAAUGGAUAUUUGAUCCCGAAACAGUAAGGGCUGCAAUUGCUGCAAACUUAUGAGACAAUCCAAAUUUUGAAAUGUUAAGAGAUUGUGGUAGAUCAAAUUUACAAGUCGGUUGAGAAGCAUAGUUGAAAAUAAA